UUCUUAAAAUGGGAGUAUUUUCAGCAUGUCUUUGUUCAGCAUGUCUUCACGAUUUGCAUUUAAAAGUAUAAAUGAUCUCCUUUGAAAACUGUUUAAAAUGGGGAACACAGUGUUUACUUGUUUUCUAAUUAGUGAUGGUUCAUUUAUAGAUGCAAAUGACCCUUUGAUGCUGCAAUUAUUAAGUGGUCAACUUAGUCUAGGGUAGUUAGGCUAAAAUCCUAUUCUCACUUACCUGGGAGUAAGCCCCCCUGAACUCAGUAAGAGUUACUUCUGAGCAGAUAUCAUCAUUAUUAAUAAUAAUUCAAUGUAUAUACCCCCUUUAUCAAGAGAUCCCAGGGUGGUUUACAACAUAGAACAUAGCAAAUAUAUGUAAAUACUUAACAUCACAUCUAUACAAUACAAAAAAUUAAAGCAAUUAUUAUAAUAAGGAAUGUAUAAAAUACAUAUAUAAUAGCAACAACCUAAGAAAUAAUAGGUAUAGUAUUGCACUGCUAGUCAGUUUAGAGACUUCAUAUGAGACCUGGUGGAGGAAGUAACCCAGUGACUAACCCACUGUAAUCUCACUACAAUAAUCAGGGUCUGUGAGAUCAUAGGAUUCAAUCUAGAGGCCAGGUUCAAACCUCUAACAAAAAUGUCUUACAAUGCUUUCAAAAGUCUGGGGUAGCCAAUGAGCACCGGCAUUCUGUGCCUUCAUGUCACUCGACUAAAUCUUGUGGAGCAUGAGCAGGUGGAAGGCAGUAUCUUAUGUACAGAUCACUACGGCAGCCCUUUCUUUUGUUGCAAUCCUAACUCUGCUCCUUUGCACUUUUGAAUGUGGAACACAUCUUUGUCAACACAACAGCCUUUUCUGAAAGAAAAAAAAUAUAAUACAAAUUAUGCCAUUAUCUCUCUCUAGAUACCUAUCCAUACCCUUGCCUAUUUGCACUACAUUUUCAUUGUUGGGACUCCUACUAAGAAUGUCACAGCUAUUGUGGGGUAUGCACUUCCUUGAUGGCAACUGACUUGAAUAUAAAAUAAGUUUUAGUAAUUAUUGGGUGCAAUCCCAGGGGAACUAGUAUUAGGAAAAUAAUGUUGACAGUUCUGGGAUUUGGAAUAACUACUGUCCUCCACAGAAAUUCUUGGCUAGUUUGCUUUUGCUUGUCAAACCCCACAUCUUCCACAUGCUCUUACUUGCUGCAAAAGAACUUUGCAUCAUUGUCUCCAGAGUGAAGUAUGGAACACGUGAAACCAAUGCAAAGAGGGAUCAGUUACGCUGAGAAUAAUUAACAGUUGCUACAUGAGCAGCAGCUAGUUAGCAGAAAAGUAGUUAAUUCAAAACUAAAUUAUCUUUCCCCCUAGAUGUUAACUGUCUAGCCGAACAGGUAAAGUUCAUCAGUGCAGCAGGGUAUAUUUCAUAAAGACUAGCCCUAGUAGAAUUAUGACAUCAGAGAGAAAUCAUCCAAUCACAUCCCUUCUCUUUGACCCUUCCAUGGGGCUGUCUGUUCCCUCUUUGAAGCAGGGCUUGGUUUUCUAGCCCACUGAAAAAGGCAAUGCUGCUCACAGUGAAGAGGCUGCUUGGGCAGCAGUGCCGCCUUCAGGUAUCCGGCGAGGAGAGGAUCUCUCUGGUAAAAAGCCUGGUGUCAGAAGAGCUGAAUGUCCCUGCGAACCAGCAGACCCUGUUGUACCAGGGCAAAGUACUGGAAGGGGAGCACAGAUUAUCAGACUAUCUCAUCGGCCCAGAGUCCAUCCUCUAUCUGGUCAUUAAAAAACCUGAGCGAGCUUAUCUUGAGGAGCCCACUAAGCCAAAUCCCGCCCAGCUCCACUCAGUUUGGUAUCGGCUGUCCCAAGUCCUGGAGAAUCACUUCAGAACUUCUGAUGCAGUGAGAAUUCUCGAGAGAGUGCUGAAUGACUACUACAGAGGCCUUGGCCUGCUGAGCCUGGAAAACAUUGAAGAGUUAGCAGAGAACAUCCUGAACCCUGUGGAAACUGAAGGUGAGCUGGUGACUACAGGUGAGCUCCCACAACAAGAGGGGCACCCCAAGGCUUCAGCGCCUGAAACCAGGAAGGAGCAGGCAACACAGACUGAGCCACAAGAAAUGCUGAAAGGAAGGUGGUGCUGGAAGAACUCUGGAGAGACUUGUUAGAGGAGUCUAAGUUAGGAUCUUCAAAAUAAAAAAGUGAAGGUGUAGGAACUGUAGAAGUGUGUCUUCUGUGCCUAGAAGGAGAGGGGGUUAGUAAA
Messenger RNA from Rhineura floridana, 2218 nucleotides. It is a transcript of the gene UBL4B, whose product is annotated as ubiquitin like 4B. The record is from RefSeq and is a predicted model, not a curated record. NCBI's taxonomy places the organism in Eukaryota, Metazoa, Chordata, Lepidosauria, Squamata, Rhineuridae. Gene Ontology annotation, molecular function: protein binding. The transcript has a single exon. Gene Ontology annotation, biological process: post-translational protein targeting to endoplasmic reticulum membrane. The coding region runs from base 1530 to 2123 and encodes 197 amino acids.